CAAGGCCAGAGUGUCCAUUCGCUAUAUAAACAGAAAGAAAGCCUCCUGCAAAUGCUGUAACGCCAAGGCUCCUCCUCCUCUCAAACACAAAGAAACCCUUUCACAUUUCAUCAUCUUCAUCAUCUCCACCACCCACAAAUCCACUUCUUCUCAGUAUGGAUGAAAAUGAUUCAGUCUCUGAAUUCCUGGAAACUGCUGUUGAAGCAGCUAAGAGCGCUGGCGAGGUUAUCCGCAAAGGAUUUUACCAGACCAAGCAUGUCGAGCACAAAGGCCAGGUUGAUUUAGUCACAGAAACUGAUAAGGCUUGUGAAGAUCUCAUUUUUAAUCAUCUCAAGCACCGCUACCCUACACACAAGUUCAUUGGGGAAGAAACUACUGCUGCCUAUGGUACUACAGAGCUGACCAAUGAACCCACAUGGAUAGUUGAUCCUCUUGAUGGAACAACCAACUUCGUGCAUGGGUUUCCCUUUGUGUGCAUUUCUAUUGGCCUUACAAUUGGAAAGGUUCCCACUGUAGGAGUUGUUUACAACCCAAUCUUGAAUGAGCUUUUCACUGGCAUCCAUGGAAAAGGUGCUUUUCUUAAUGGAAACCCCAUAAAAGUAUCUUCCCAAACGGAGCUUGUGAACUCUCUUCUUGCAACAGAGGCUGGAACAAAACGUGAUAAGGCUACUGUGGAUGCCACUACAUACAGAAUUAAUAGUUUGCUUUUCAAGGUGAGAUCCGUUAGGAUGAGUGGCUCCUGUGCGCUUAAUCUUUGUGGAAUUGCAUGUGGAAGACUCGAUAUAUUUUACGAAACUGGAUUUGGUGGUCCAUGGGAUGUAGCGGGUGGCGUUGUGAUUGUCAAAGAAGCUGGAGGACUUGUUUAUGACCCAUCUGGUGAAGAUUUUGACAUCACCUCUCAGAGAGUGGCAGCUUCAAACCCUCUCCUGAAGGAUGCAUUUGUCCAAGCUUUGCAGCAAUCAGAAUGAGAAAGCAACUAUUAUUUAUAAAAAUUACAAAUUAGUUGCUGUUUAAGAAUUCAGUUCUCAACCUUGCAAACAACUUCUAGCUGUGUCCUAUUAUGACUGUUUAGAAGUGCAGCUAGCUGAUAAUUUGUAAUGGUUCUUCCAAAUGGCUUGUUGCAUUUUAGCAAUGCCAAAUUAUGUGUAGAAUCAAAUCUUGGUAAGAAAAAUGCAUUGUAGCUGAAAUAAUUGCAUGUAUAUGCAAAGUUUGAGUCUUCCCUAA
Molecule: messenger RNA, 1224 nt
Organism: Hevea brasiliensis (rubber tree)
Lineage: Eukaryota; Viridiplantae; Streptophyta; Magnoliopsida; Malpighiales; Euphorbiaceae
Product: inositol-phosphate phosphatase
Exons: 12
Coding region: 156-968 (270 amino acids)
Biological process (GO): inositol metabolic process; phosphatidylinositol phosphate biosynthetic process; signal transduction
Molecular function (GO): inositol monophosphate 1-phosphatase activity
Source: RefSeq, a predicted model, not a curated record